Messenger RNA from Dreissena polymorpha, 2056 nucleotides. RefSeq names its product DNA topoisomerase 2-binding protein 1-like. Lineage: Eukaryota; Metazoa; Mollusca; Bivalvia; Myida; Dreissenidae. Gene Ontology annotation, biological process: mitotic DNA replication checkpoint signaling; mitotic G2 DNA damage checkpoint signaling; DNA replication initiation. The record is from RefSeq and is a predicted model, not a curated record. The transcript has 13 exons. The coding region runs from base 1 to 1866 and encodes 621 amino acids.
AUGUCAGGAGACAAGAUAUUCGCUGGGAAGACGUUUGUUUUGUAUGGCUUUGAUGAAGAAGGGAUCCCGGCCCUGACAGCGUAUAUCAAGGAGGGCGGAGGUGUGGUGCUACAAACAUCAGACAGGCAUAUCCCUGACUAUGCCAUUGUGCCGAUGGACGGUUUUCCUGUAGACUGGACUGUGAUCAACAUCGUGACUAACACCUGGAUGCAAAUGUGCAUGGAGCAGAAUGCCUUGCUGGAUGUGGACAGCAACCCUCUGUUUACACCAAUAGAGAUCAACAUGGAGGGAGCUCCACUGAAGGACUGUGUACUCUCAAUCAGUGGUUACAGUGGCACAGAGAGGGACAUUCUUAUAAGCAUAGCCGAGGUGCUGGGAGCUACAUGCCAGGAUUAUUUUGUGCGCACUGCAAAGAACAACCUGUUACCCAGUACCCACCUUGUGGUAAAUGCGGCUGAAGGCUCAAAAUAUGAGGCUGCGAAGAAAUGGGGAAUACCAGCCCUCUCCAAACUUUGGAUUUUGUCCUGUGCUCGACAGGGUAAAAAAGUUCCAGAGGACAAGUACUUGAUUGAAAUUGUCUCCAAUGACAACCUGAUGUCUCAGGUAACCACGGUGGAAAACCAAAAUGGCUCAGUUUUGGAAAAUAGAUCUGCUAGGGUUUCUGUUAGGGAAGCCAACCCAUCUGAGAUUGGCCAACAAAACAUUAUAGUAGACUCAAAAGAAGCUGAUGGAGCCCAUGUGAACAAAAGUAACGGGAAAAUAACUGAUGCAGCAUCAAAUUCUGGUGGAAGUAACGAAGAUGCGGAGCUUAAAGGAGAGAAAAAUAUUGGUGCUAAACUUAGGCAGGGAAAUAAAGAGAAGGUUUCAGCGGUAGGCGAUCACGGAUUUUCUCAGACAGAUGGGGAUUUCAUGGAGAACAACGACUCAGAUGCCAUGCUACUGCAACUUGAAUCUCAGGAAAAUUACCAGCCAGUCAUUCCAGUUGUUGAAACAGAAUUGAAGACUACUGCAAAGGACCGGGAAGUAAAACCGGCCUCGACUUCUGUCGCAAAUAACAGGGAUAUUAAGGUCAAGGAUGUGCCUAGGAAUACUGACGUUGCUGAAGCACCAGUGGUGAACACAAAAGAUGGUAAAGCUUUGAAUAAGAAUCUUCUUCCUGCAACCAAACAAGUUGCACCUGCAGAAACUCCCCCUUUUGAGAGAUUGAAAAGGAGAUGGGACAAGAACCCCCCUCUUACCGGUACCCCUGUCCUAACUAAGCAGUCUGCUAAAGACAAGCUGAAGGAGAUGCCGGCCAGGAAGCACAAUUGGAGAUAUGACGACUGGGUGGCAAAGAAUGACUGGACGGCAAAGAACGGCAGUAGUCAGAAAGAGAACGUGGGGCUGGCCACCUCAACGCCGGUGCAAUCUAGGGUGAAGGAACUGAAGAGGCAAGAUGGAAAGAAAGUGGACAUAGACACGCCAAGCAAGUUCCUCAACCCGAAUGUGAGAUACAUUCCCAAGUUUGAGACCGAGGAGUUUCUCGCAUCACUGCAAACCCCAGAGGAUGUGAGAGCUGCAAGGGCCAAAAGAAAGCCCAGUCUGAACGACAGUGAGCUGUUCGAGCUGAUGAGAGCCAAGAUGGAGGUGACCAUCGAACAGAGGAGACAGGAGCGCGAGAGUGCUGUCGCCUCAUCCCAGCGACAAAACGACGAAGUGGACGGAGAUUACGAGGAUGUCCCAACUGCGCUGCAAGGCGUGGUGAUCACUGUUGCUAGACGACUGGCCAAGGACCAGGCAGAGUUUAAUGAGAUUGUCACGUGUCUGGGAGGGGAGUAUCGUUGGACCAUCGACAAUACUUGCACCCAUUUCAUCUUUCAGGUAUAGGGGUGCCUUCGAUAGUGUUAGACAAGCAAUCGGUGCUAAAAUUAUUCUUGAAAUUGUUCUCAAUGCUGAUUUAAACAUGAAGGGAUUUGGUGAACCCUUUAAGGAGGAGGGUGUUUUUGGUGAAGUCUUUAACUGGAUGGGGUGUUUUUGGUGUACCCUGUGUACUCUGUGAUGAGGUACGGUGUUCUCC